AUGAAACUCCUCUGUUUGCUCGCCCUCUUCUGUCUAGCAUUUUCUUGCGUGGACGCUAUACCGCUCACACUACUCGGACGUUCAUACAACGCCAAAAUAACAUCUCUAGGAGGAGUCAAACGCGAAAUCAUACCUCGCUUGGACCGUGCUGCGCGUUUUCAAAGUCGUAUUGCCGGUCGUAGAGCACGACGCGCUAUCACUAUUCCAUCACUUCAUUUGCGGAGUAACAUCGCAGGAGACACGUCCACGGAGUCGAUAGCGAAUGAACGCAGGAACCAACCACAGGAAUGGCUGUCCCAUAGUGGCCCAGCGCCCCCAGCGGCAGCAGCACCUCCACGACCUCCACAACCUACCCAACCUACACUGUCUCCAUCCCCGAUUUUGCGCUCUCCUACGCCUGGUGCGACCACCGCGCCCACGGUCAUUCAGGCACCGAAGAAGAGUGGUUCACUGACUCGACUUCAUAAAUCAACGUCUAAAAAGGAGGAAAGAAAAUAUGGGCACAGCGGACGCGCCAUUGGUAAUUUUUCGACUUGA
Marasmius oreades (fairy-ring Marasmius) is the source of this 537-nucleotide messenger RNA. RefSeq lists its product as uncharacterized. The transcript has a single exon. The coding region runs from base 1 to 537 and encodes 178 amino acids. NCBI's taxonomy places the organism in Eukaryota, Fungi, Basidiomycota, Agaricomycetes, Agaricales, Marasmiaceae. The record is from RefSeq and is a predicted model, not a curated record.